GACAGAUGUUAUGUCAUGUUUAUGACAGUGUCAUGUCAGUCUUAUUCACCCCCCUUCAAAUAAAGUGUUACCAUAAUUUCUUUGUUGUGACAAUGCUUCUAGGUAACAAAUCUUACGUUUUUGGAAAGCCUGUUCAUCUCCCUUUCAAUUGUGCUACAUUUGUAGGCAAAAUUCAUUUGUAGAAUAUAGUGGGGGAUAUAAGUAUUUAAUACACAGCUGACUUUUGAAAUUACUUACAAAGAAUGGAUAGGUUUGCAAUUUAAUAAUAAUAAUUAGCAUUUUACUGCAUGAAAUAAGUAUUUGAUGUAACUUAAUAUGGUUUUCAGAAACCUUUGUUCCUGUAGUUGUUGACCAGGUUACACAUGCUGGCUGCAGUAGUUAUUUUCACCACUCCUUCAUACAGAUCUCCAGGUUUUGGGGCCACUCCAGGAAACUGAAAUGCUCCUAAGAACCAUUCCUUAGUUCCCUUGGUGGUGUGUUUUGGGUCACUGUCAUCGUAGAAGACCCGGCUAUGACCCAUCUUCAAUGCUGUUACUGAAGUUGUUGUCCCAAAAUCUUGCGAUGCCAUCCCAUCCAUCCAUCCAUCCAUCCAUCCUUAUCUCAGUAAGUUCAAUAUCCAGCUAAUGACCGGAUUAUUUGACUCAGGCAUGUUGAAGCAGAGACACAUCAAACAGUAGCAGGACACCGGCCCUUAAGGAGUGGAUUUGACGAUCAAUAAUCUAUAGUUUUGGUUCCUUGGAUAAGCUUUUUGGUCUUACCUGUGGUGUGGAGAGGUUAGAGUCUGAGUAUGUGGAUAGGUGUCUUUUUAUACAGGUACUAAGCUCAAACAGGUGCAAUAGAUACAAGUUGGACAAAACUACUUGUUAAAGACAAACUAACAAGUUCAUUCUUCCUGGUAGGAAGGGAGUCAAAUACUUAUUUAAUGUGAUAAAAUGCUGCUAAUUAAUUAGUUUAAAAUCAUACGAUGUGAUUUUCUGGAUUUCUUUUACAUUCUGUCUCUCACAGUUGAGUUGUACCUCCCAUGAUAAUUGCAGACUUCUCCACCCUUUGUAAGUAAACCGACGCUGAAUUAAAUAUUUCCCCCACUGUAUGAAAAACUUCCCAAAUUCCCUAUGCAAAUGUGAAAGUGUUGUUUUUGGUUUCAUACCUGAAUUGGGUGUUUAACGCUUAUAGAAAUUAACUAAUUGUCAAUUUAACAACUAACUAAUCCCAACUAACUUAAAAAAAUAAAAAUUUAACAAACAUGAACCUCAGUAAUGCCUGUCAGAAGUGUCUCAAAGUUUGAACAAAGAAUGGAAAAAAAAAACAAAUCAACAGGUAUGAGGCUUUAGAAAUCUGAAUUUUUUUUUGGUGAACGUUUACUUAGGUCUUGGUCACUUUUAGCUUCAGCAUCCAGAACCUACUAAUCAGGAUUUAUGCAAAACAAGGACACAGAGAGCUAUCUAUUGCAGGUAGGGUAUUAACUACUUAUUUUGACAGAAUCCCAGUUUACAAAUCCUGACCCUAUCCCUUUAAGCCAAAAUCAGCCCAUUAGCACAGACGAGGAGGAAAGUGGGCUGGAUUUUAUUUUAAUUAUCACCAGCUUUUUUUCUCUAGUCUCUAAUUACGCAGGAGAUCAGUUUGAACAUUUUUAUAGGUAGUUAAGGACCUCUAAGUAUUUCCUUGCAGGUUGGGCUCAUGCUGAGAUCCCGCCAUCUAGAUGACGAGUGAGACUGGAGUUUACAGUAAAUCUUUGCCCAUCCAUUUCAGCCGCAGCUGUCUUGGCAGGAACUCAGUGCUGUUUUAGGAUGCAGGAUGUAUAUUUCAGUUGCAGCGGGUGAAAAAUGGCUCUUGAUUUGAGCCGUCAACAUCUCCCACAAAAAGAAAUCUGCCCACUCUUCUUCCCUCUCACACUUAAGGGGAGUCCUGCUCAGUGUGAGAUGAUCUAAUGCAUUUGAAUUCAGUGAGAACGAGGCUGCGCUAUGAGGCUGCAGUCACUGAUAAUUUAUUUAUAAAACUGAGUGUGACAGUAAACCGACCAGAGGGAAUAAUGUCAGCGCAUAUCUAAAUGCAUGCAGAAAUGACUGCCGCUACACAAAUGGAGAAAUCUUCUCAAACAUAGAUCUGUGUUUGUGUCUGUGCAGCAGCGUUACAUAAGUCAGCAGUGCAGGUUUUAUGCUGCAUUGACAGUACAACUGAAUCAAAUCCUUUACUCUCAGAGAGUAUUGUGCUCGUGUGAGAGCAUUGAUACAUAUCUGAGCAGACGGACAGGAAGCAGUAAGCUGCUUAGCCCUGCGCUGACUCAGUAUCCAAGCUACUUCUCUGUUCCCUAUAAGAGCGAAGCUUCAAUCAACAUUUCUUACCUAGACUUAGCCAGCUGGAAAAAAUUCUGUUUAUUACUUAAAUAGACUUCACCUCAGAUCCCAGACCAGCAAAAUCAACUAAGAAGUCAUGGAAAGUUAACGGCGCUAAUGAAGAGAACUGUGUGUCACCGAGAAGGCAUUUACUUUCUGACUGAAACAAUAUGUCAGUGUUUUAAAGGUGUAACAUUGACAUUUAAUCAGUGUUUAAAACUGCCAAUAAACCAAAUAGCGUUUCAUUAUAUUAAAAGAAACAUUCUAUACAACUGUCUACGUGAAUUUGAUUUCUUUAUCUCUGCAGCUGCUGUCAAAAUUUCAAUGACCCACAACCCUUCAGCGGCUAUGAUUGGUUCUACAGGUGCAUUGCUCAGCUAAUCCAAUUUCUGCCCAGCUUCCAGUUACGUGGCACGUAUUCAUGGUGCUGUCAAAGGGAGAUACCUGCUCAGAAUGAAAGGACUACUAUUCUGUGUUUUUGCCAUCAUGAUGCUCACACCUGCUCAAGGAGAGGAAGAGGAGCAGCUGCUGGAGCUAGAGGGACUGGAACCAGAGGAAUCAUACCUGGAGUGUUUCCGCUGCGAUCUGGGCUUCUGGGACGUCUGCUACACGACAGAAACCAACUGCAGCCGCGGGGAGCUCUGCUACACGGGCCGAGGGAAGGCAGCUGAUUCUCUGGAAAUAAAGACGCUGGGCUGUGCGAAGGCCGAGGAGUGUAACGUGAAGACGACGGUGGCGCUUUUUUUAAAUAAUACAAUCUUUGUUAUGACCAAAUCCUGCUGUGACACCCCUUUCUGCAACUCUGCACAAACAUUACCCAUAUACACAGUUUUUCAUAUCACUUUGGCCAGUAUAACCAUCACUCACAUCACUAAAGUCUUGGUUGGAUAAAAAAAAUUAAAAAUUAUUCAGUUUUGUUGUUGAAAAAACACAAUUUAUGCUACUUCAAGCAAAGACACAGCCAGAUUUGCAAAAUGUUUUUACUGAGUAAUCAAUAAGUAAACACUAGAUAUAUGUAACACAAACCAUGUACCAUUUAUACAGUAAUUCCUUCACAAAAUAAACAAUGUGCUUGAACUGUU
Poecilia reticulata (guppy) is the source of this 3415-nucleotide messenger RNA. NCBI's taxonomy places the organism in Eukaryota, Metazoa, Chordata, Actinopteri, Cyprinodontiformes, Poeciliidae. The record is from RefSeq and is a predicted model, not a curated record.